This is a messenger RNA of Symbiodinium natans, 867 nucleotides long. NCBI's taxonomy places the organism in Eukaryota, Dinophyceae, Suessiales, Symbiodiniaceae. The record is from the annotation of a GenBank genome assembly.
AUGACCUGUGGAGCUAGGAAGGUCCUUCUCUGGCUGGUGUUCGUGCUGGCCGCUGUCGCAGAGCCAGGCUGCGGAGCUAGCGACCACCUUGGGCUCCUACAGCACGCGCUGCACGGCAGCGCCGGCUCAAUUCUGUCAGCCCUGGCGAGCAGUCUUCGCUCCCCUAGCCUCGAUGGGGAGAAUGUGCGAGCGCAGGUAGAGCAGCUGGUGGAGCUGGCACAAACUCCGUGUCCACCAUACUCAUACCUCAGCACGUUCCAGCCCGUCGUCCACGGUCUGCUGGAGACCGCCCAGCGUGUUCUCACCCAAAUCCAAGAGGAGCAUCAAAAGGCCCAAGCCAGCCUCGAUGCCCUUCGAAGCAGCCUGACGCACAGCAGCUGUGAGCCGGAGGCUUCCAACCCGCAGCUGACGACGGAAGAGGCAGCGGUAAAGAGCCGCCUCGCCAAGUGCCUGAGCGUGAUGGCACUGCGCCUGAAUGAAUCUGCAGCGCAAUGGAAGCGAUCCUUCACCACCUGGAGGACGACGGAAUGUCACGUCGAGUUUCUUCGAGCUCAAGUCUCCAACUGCAACAAUGGCAGCACCCCGUCCGCUCCGCUCUCGAGAAGCACGGUCCCCUCCGCCCCGUCCAUGCCACGCUGGAGAAGGCGAAGGAGACGGCGCGGAGGAAGGCGGUGGAGAAGACCCUGGAGAAAAGGCGAUGUUACUUAUGGAGCAAUGGGAGCAUCUGGCACACCGGAAGGCUGCGCCGAAAUAGUCGUCAACACCUCGAUGUUGGACUUAGUGUAUCCUCCGCUGCCAGAGACGGUGAGUUGCGACACUUCAGACAUCCAGAAAUGGGUCCAAGACUCUUGCAAUGUUACAGCUUAA